GAGACUCUGUUGGUAAGGUCUUGGCGUUAAUAAGUUUAACACCCUUGGCUAUAAUAACUGGUUUUGUUACGCUGGUUCUUUUUAGAAGAGAUUUGCAUACAAUUACAUUUUUUGGUGGUAUUGUAAUUAAUGAAGCAGUAAACUUGCUGUUAAAACAUACUAUCUGUGAGGCAAGACCAAUGAAAAGAGAUUCUCUCUAUACUGAAUAUGGCAUGCCAUCUACCCAUGCUCAAACUAUGUGGUUUUUUGCUGCAUAUGUAACGCUUUUCAUAUGCAUAAGGUUACACUACAGCAAUAAUUCAACAGUAUCAGAAAGGUUUUGGCGGAUAUCGAUAAUAGCGGGAUGCGUGAUUCUGGCUUCCUUGGUAACCUAUAGUAGAGUAUACUUAAUGUAUCACACAAUAACUCAAGUUGUUUGUGGUACAAUAGUAGGUAUAGUUUUGGGGAUCACAUGGUUCAUUUUCACUCAUUUGGUUCUAACGCCAUUUUUUCCUAUGAUAGUUUCAUGGCGGAUGUCAGAGUAUUUACUCUUACGUGAUACAACUCUAAUACCAAAUGUGCUAUGGUUUGAAUAUACGAAUACACGUACAGAGGCAAGAGCUCGAUCUCGAAAGCUGGUAUCAAUGAAGUCUCAGUGACGACUGAUGGUUGGCCAAUGGGCUGACAAUAAAUAAAUUAAAAUCGCUGGGUCUAAGGUGUUAGAAAGUAAAAAAAGUUAUAAUCAGAUAUACAAUGUACAGUUAAAUUUUAGUGAAUUUAUUAACGGUUUUUAUAUUUCUUCUUCAAUUUUUCUUUUCUUUUAUUGUCUGAUUCGAAUCAGGUAACAAACUUGUUUGGAAAUAAUGUAUAUUGUUUUAUCCAGAAUCUAACUUGUUUAAAUCAAUAUCAGUUUUUCAAAAUCCUAUCAUACACUGUCUAGUAAAAAAAUAGAUAUAUAUGUAUAUUGUAUUAACGGCUUGAGCGGCUUUGACGCCAUAAUACGAACAUCGUUCAUUUUGCCAAUGACUUAAACAAUUUUUGCCUAAUUUGGUACCCUGAGGUUUGUUGGGUCGCUGAAUGCGAAUUUAGAGUAACCAAUUUAAUAUUCAAAAUGAUUCUAAUAUAGCGGAUCAAAAUGCAAAAAGUGACUUCAUUUGGAUGAAAUUCGGUACCAGGGAGUUGUCAAGAUCGCUGAUUGCGAAUCUGAACUCGAAAUCCAGAAAUUAGAAAACGCAGAAUGAAUAUGCCGGACGAAAAUACAAGAAGAGUCUUAAUUAGAAUGUAACUCGGUACUUCGGGGUUUCCUAAAAAUGAAGAAAUGGAAAUGGCGGAUUAAAUAUGGCGGCUCGAAAAUUCUAAAAGUCAUAUAACUUACCAGAUUUUUUUUUUUGAACUUCCUAUUUCACAGUUUUUCAAAUACGAAGUGACGGAAAAAAUUUAAAAAAGUUCAAACGGUCCAAUAUGGUGCGCAAAAAACGAAUGCGUAUCGCUGGACCGGGGAUAGGAAUUAGGCAAGACCGUUAAAAUAAAAGUUAGGUCAUAUGUUCCGGAGAUUCAGGGGUCGCCUGAUUACUUAUCCCAGCAUGAAUCAUUAAAUAUUUUUGAAUCGCUGCUUAUCACCCUUAUUGUACAUUUGAAUAAAAACAACCUUAAUGAACUAUGUUUCAUCCAAAUCGAAAGCCGAUGAUUUGUUCCUGCCGCUUGAGGCAGAAACGAUGAAAUUUCUUUGCCGCUUAAGGCGUUAAGGAUCGCUUUACUUUACAAACUUUUUAACAAGUUAUUAAUGGCUCGCAUAAUACAUAAUGAAAUAAAGACUCGCCUAGUCGACAACAUCUCUUUAUUUGUAUUAUAUAUAAGUUGCUCAAGAAAGUAAAAAUAUUAUAAAGUUUUCAUUUUCUUGCAUAAACUAUGAAUACACCCGAUAAGCAUUCGAUAAAUUCUAUUCAAUUAAAAUAUUUUACUGAAUAAGAAUUAGCUAAUAGCUUUAAGCGAGAAACUCGACAGAAUGUCAAUAAAUAAAUAAGCUUGUAUUCAGUCCUCACUUUUACAGAUACAUGUGCUUUUUAAUUUAUGAAUGCUAUUAUCGUUUACUAUCUACAUAACCCCGCAUUCUAAAGAGAAUGAAAUUAGAAAGUCACAUGUAGCACCAAACGUGGGCUCUUAAUACAGGUAGUUAGUAUUUUUACAGUCCUAUAUGAUAAGGCUGAUUCUAAGACGUAAGAUAUAUUAGUCGAACGCAAUAUAUUAUCCUUGUUAUUGAACGGGAAUAGGUAUUAAUGGAGGGCCUAGAAACUUAAUUAGAAUGACAGACUGUGAAGACACAAAAGUUUUAAUUACCACACCUUUUUGUAAGCAUAACAAUUUUGCCAUUACAAUAUUAUAAUGAUUAAAAAUGAUGCAGUAAUUUAUUUGGAAUGGAGCGAUUUAUUCUUCUAUUUUUUAAUUAUUCAUUAUCAUACUGCAAUGUAAAGAAUUGCUAUGUCGGUAGGAAAGUGCAUCUAGUUCGUUUGAAUGAUAUAUUCACGUGAAAAUUGACUAAUUUAUGGUUUUCACGCUCUCUGACUAAUGAGUAUCUAGGAUCUUUUAGCGACCAGCUGUGGUAACUUAAAUAAAUAUUAAGUACACGUGUAUAAAACUUCGACAUUAGGGCACUUAAGAAACUUUUUAUAUGUGGUGGAUGUUUGAUAAUACUUCAACAAUUGAAAUAAGAAAGAAAGCUAAAGAAUAAGUGUCAAGACGAUCGUCAUUGUUAACCACAACUUUCUUCAAACGGAGGAAAACUUUUAUAAAAGUAUUGCAUUGUUGAUAGUGAAGGCAAAGUUUCUUAUUAUAACUACAAAGUGUUUUGUUUCUGAUUUUGAUUACUGUUAAACAUGUUAAAACGUUUAAAUACCUUGGAGGUAUGUACAAGUGAAGCGUAUGAUUUGUAUAUAUUGUCUCCUAACUUACAAAAAUAAAACGAUUUCAUGCGUU
This is a messenger RNA of Cephus cinctus (wheat stem sawfly), 2952 nucleotides long. RefSeq names its product dolichyldiphosphatase 1. Gene Ontology annotation, biological process: lipid biosynthetic process; protein N-linked glycosylation. The record is from RefSeq and is a predicted model, not a curated record. NCBI's taxonomy places the organism in Eukaryota, Metazoa, Arthropoda, Insecta, Hymenoptera, Cephidae. Gene Ontology annotation, molecular function: dolichyldiphosphatase activity. Gene Ontology annotation, cellular component: endoplasmic reticulum membrane; intracellular membrane-bounded organelle.